AUGACAGACUUAGAACUUCAUGUUCAUCUUCCUGGAUUUGACUUACCAUCUAUUGAUCCUUAUUGUUUAAGUGUAAUUUGUUAUUUACAAAUAACGACUCCUGGUUUAUAUAGUCUAAUUUAUUCUAAUAAUGAUACUUUAUCACCAACAGGAAAAUUGCCUGCUCUUAGGGAUUCAGGGACAUGGAUUGGAUCUUGGAAUAAUAUUAUAAAUUAUUUAAAGCAAAAAGGGUUUGAUGCAGAUGAUUUUUUAACAGAUAUUCAAAAAGCUGAUAUUAUUGCGUAUGAAUCACUUAUUCAUGGAUUUGGAUUUGAUCUUACGCUAUUCAACAUUUAUGUCGAUGAUGAAAAUUAUUCAAAUGUUACUAGACCACUUUAUUAUGAAAAAUAUUUUCCUUUUUCAACUUCUUAUUUAACUCUUAUGUAUACUAGAAAUUUUGCAAAAAAAAGAACAGAAUAUUUUAAAAUAAAGCAAACAGUUCCUAAAGAAAUAAAAAGUCAUUCAAUUUUUCAAUAUCAUUUAAAAAACACAUCUUAUGAUUUUAAGAAAGAGGCUAAAAAUCAAAAAUUAAAAGUAUUAUCAUCUAAUUUUUAUAGAUUAUUAGCUUCUAAGCUUUCAUCUCAACCAUUUAUAUUCGGUGAUCGUCCUACUUCUCUUGACUGUUUGAUAUUUGGUCAUCUUGCAUUGCAGUUUUUUCCAAAUUUUCCUAAUUCUAUAUUAUCUGAACACUUAAAGUCUACAGAACCAUUGCUCGUAUCUUAUUUACAUCGUUCUUUUUCUAUAUAUUUUCAAGAAAACAAACCUUUGAAUAUCAAAAACACAGAAUUAAAAUAUUUUUCAAAUAUGGCAAAUAUCUUAUGGAAUAAUAUUACUAUACUUAGCCCAGUUAUUCGAUUAAAGGAACUUAUAGGUGUUAAUAAUACAGAAAACCGGAAAAAAUUUCUUACUAUUUCUAUUAGUAUUUUGUGUUUUAUAUCAUAUAUUUAUAUUACUGGCAUAGUAAAAAUAGAAAUUAAAAAUCAAAAUGAAAAUAAUUCAGAAAAAGUUGAUGAAACUUUAAAUAAUGAUGUAGUUCUAUAA
Molecule: messenger RNA, 1080 nt
Organism: Pneumocystis jirovecii RU7
Lineage: Eukaryota; Fungi; Ascomycota; Pneumocystomycetes; Pneumocystales; Pneumocystaceae
Exons: 5
Coding region: 1-1080 (359 amino acids)
Biological process (GO): mitochondrion organization
Cellular component (GO): SAM complex
Source: RefSeq, a predicted model, not a curated record